GUCGGCUCAGGCUCCUCCAAGCUCAUCUACAAGGCUCGCUGGCGGCAGCCGCACGCCAGCACCGCUGACGUGGCCAUCCUACGUAUCCGAGGCAGCAGAGCCACUGCCAGCAGACAAGCUCUCGAGCAGGAGGUCAAGACCUGGCACCAGCUGGGCCGUCACCGCAGCCUGCUUGGCCUCCUUGCCGUCACCGUCGAGCCAAGCUCUGGCGACUACUGCCUGGUGACUGAGUACGCUUGCCAGGGCUCUCUCGAGAGGACCUUGCACAGCUUCGCGGAGGAGGAGGAGACGAUGGGCGAGCUGGUGCAGCUGGAGGUGGCGAGGCAGAUCUGCGACGGGAUGGAGCAGCUGUCGCUGCACGAUGUUGUACACCGGGAGCUGGCGGCGAGGAGCGUGCUUGAUCACCUCGGGGUGAGGGUCAAGGUAGCCGACUACGGGCGAUGGAUCAUGGGCUGGCGCGGUGACGGAGUGAGUCGGGUAGGGAGCGAGAGCUCGGCAGGCUCGAGGGCUGGACGGGCGCGAUGGAUGGCGCCGGAGAGCUUGCUGAGACAUCGCUACUCGGAGAAGAGCGACGUGUGGGCGUUCGGGGUGACGCUGUGGGAGGUCUGGACUUACGGCAAAGUCCCUUACUGGGCCAUCACCGACGAUGAGCUUGUAGGACCCAAGGUUGUGGACGGGGAGCGACUAGCGGCUCCUGCUGCAUGCCCUCCAGCAGUGUAUGCGAUCAUGCGAGAGUGCUGGCGGGAGAAGAUCAAGGAGCGGCCG
Messenger RNA from Guillardia theta CCMP2712, 765 nucleotides. RefSeq lists its product as hypothetical. The transcript is spliced from 2 exons. The annotation marks the transcript as partial. NCBI's taxonomy places the organism in Eukaryota, Cryptophyceae, Pyrenomonadales, Geminigeraceae. Gene Ontology annotation, cellular component: signaling receptor complex. Gene Ontology annotation, biological process: positive regulation of kinase activity; cell surface receptor protein tyrosine kinase signaling pathway; protein phosphorylation. The record is from RefSeq and is a predicted model, not a curated record. Gene Ontology annotation, molecular function: transmembrane receptor protein tyrosine kinase activity; ATP binding.